Gossypium raimondii (Peruvian cotton) is the source of this 1342-nucleotide messenger RNA. RefSeq names its product signal recognition particle 43 kDa protein, chloroplastic. The record is from RefSeq and is a predicted model, not a curated record. The transcript has a single exon. The coding region runs from base 1 to 1251 and encodes 416 amino acids. NCBI's taxonomy places the organism in Eukaryota, Viridiplantae, Streptophyta, Magnoliopsida, Malvales, Malvaceae. Gene Ontology annotation, molecular function: protein binding.
AUGGAUGGCGUUUCUUAUCCCAAAAUCUCCCAUCCUCAAGAUUACACUCACUGUGGACCAUGCUUAUGCCACUUCACAUUUCCUUCUCCAACUCUCCAAACUCACUUCCCUUCCACCAGUCUCUCAAACAUGGAAACUCUCCUCUUAAACCAAACUCUAUGCCGUCUCGACCUUUCACCUAAACCAAAACGCCCACUGUGUAUUGCUCCUCAGAUCUUCCACUUCAAACCCAACAAAAGCUUUGCCCUUUUUGCUGUCCAAAACCACGAAAGGGACUUCCAAGAAACAGGGAACACACUCCAAGCGGACGUCAGCGAUGAAUCCUAUGGUGAAGUCAGUAAAAUCAUCGGCAGCAGAGCAGUCCCCGGCGGGAAAGCCAUGGAGUAUUUAAUAGAAUGGAAAGAUGGUCACGCUCCUUCAUGGGUUCCACAAGAUUUUAUAGCUAAAGAUGUGGUGGCGGAAUACGAAACCCCAUGGUGGACAGCGGCCAAAAAAGCCGACGACAAGGCGUUGGCUGAACUUUUAGCAGUGGAGGAUGAUUGGCGCGACGUGGAUGCUGUAGACCCAGAUGGUAGAACAGCUCUUCUGUUCGUAUCCGGUCUUGGGUCAGAACCGUGUGUUAAGGUCUUAGCUGACGCCGGAGCUGAUAUUAACCACCGUGAUAACGCCGGUGGGUUAACAGCUCUUCAUAUGGCAGCCGGGUAUAUAAAACCCGGUGUAGCUAAACUGUUGUUGGAUUUCGGGGCGGAUCCCGAAAUCGAAGACGACAGAGGUUUAACACCUUUAGCUUUAGCUAAAGAGAUUCUAAAAAUAACACCCAAAGGAAAUCCAAUGCAGUUCGCUAGAAGAUUGGGGCUUGAAAGUGUGACAAAAACAUUAGAGGAAUCGAUAUUUGAAUACGCUGAGGUUGAAGAAAUAAUGGAGAAGAGAGGGAAAGGUGAGAACUUGGAGUACUUGGUGAAAUGGAAAGAUGGUGGUGAUAAUGAAUGGGUUAAAGCUAAGUUUGUGGCGGAGGAUUUGGUGGCGGAUUUCGAGGCGGGGUUGGAGUACGCGGUGGCGGAAGGGGUGGUGGGGAAGAGGAUGGGGGAUGAUGGGAAGAAUGAGUAUUUGGUUAAAUGGAUUGAUAUGGAACAACCUACAUGGGAGCCUGAGGAGAAUGUGGAUCCUGAAUUGAUAAAGGAAUUUGAUGAUGCAAGUCAAGGGAAUGGUGGGGUUGUGAAGAACAAUGGGGAAUCAAGUGAUGUUUCAUGAAAAUUUCUCAUCAUAUAGUGUUUAUAUAGCAUUUUUGUGUUUGUAAUUUUUGUUUUUGUCAAUGAGGAGGUUUAUUAUGUGUUGAUUGGAA